This is a messenger RNA of Anneissia japonica, 3164 nucleotides long. Its product is annotated as UDP-galactose translocator-like. The transcript has 3 exons. Gene Ontology annotation, biological process: pyrimidine nucleotide-sugar transmembrane transport. The record is from RefSeq and is a predicted model, not a curated record. Gene Ontology annotation, molecular function: UDP-galactose transmembrane transporter activity. Lineage: Eukaryota; Metazoa; Echinodermata; Crinoidea; Comatulida; Comatulidae. The coding region runs from base 122 to 1174 and encodes 350 amino acids. Gene Ontology annotation, cellular component: Golgi membrane.
UUCGUAUUUUUUUAAUGUAGUUUUAUUUUAGCCACGUACCGCCGUUCUCGUUGUUGCUUCUUGUUUUGUAUUUUCAUUCAUAUUUAAAUUCAAUGGGUCUACUCCUAGAAAGAAGUAUACAAUGCCUGUGAAAGCUUCUGAGAGAGGAGCUGAUGCGAUAAUCAAAAUGUCUGCAGGUGACACACUCACACCAGUGAACCCCAGUUACUUCAGCAUGAAGUACAUCAGUUUGGUUCUACUUGUGUUUCAAAACUGUAUGCUAAUCCUAACAAUGCGCUACACGCGCACUCUACCUGGCGACAUGUACUUCUCAACUACGACCGUUGUGGUCACGGAGGCGGUCAAAAUGAGUACGUGUGUUCUCAUACUACUUGUAGAGCAUAACUUCAAGAUUUUUGAGUUUGGACACUACCUGAAGCAGAACAUAGUUGACCAGCCAUUGGACACCUUGAAGGUUGCAGUGCCUGCAUUUAUAUACAUGAUUCAGAACAACUUACUUUUCAUAGCCGUUUCUAACUUAAGUGCAGCCACUUAUCAGGUUUCCUAUCAACUUAAAAUUCUGACCACAGCUUUGUUCUCUGUGGUGAUGCUGAAACGGAGCUUGGUAUGGGGCCAGUGGUUUGCGCUGUUUCUUUUGUUUAUCGGAGUGGCCGUUGUGCAGAUACAGCCUGCAGACCCCAGUAAAAGAGCCGGCGAGGCAGUCCACACGGAUCAAAGUCCGUUGAAGGGCUUGCUAGCUGUCAUAGCCUCUUGUGUCUCAUCAGGAUUUGCUGGCGUCUACUUUGAAAAAAUCCUCAAGGGCUCGAAAGCUUCUCUCUGGCUACGCAACAUUCAGCUUGGGUUACUUGGAGCGGUCUUGGGCCUAGGAGCAAUGUGGCUAAAAGAUGGGGAGGCUAUUCAGGAAAAAGGAUUCUUCUUCGGUUAUACUAAAUACGUAUGGAUGGUGAUUGCGCUUCAGGCCCUAGGGGGACUUCUGGUUGCUGUUGUUGUCAAAUACGCGGACAACAUUCUCAAGGGCUUUGCAACUUCUUUUAGUAUUAUCGUUUCUACUGUAGCAUCGGUAUAUUUAUUUAAUUUUUCAAUCAAUAUUCAAUUUUCGGUGGGAGCUAGUUUGGUUAUGCUUGCAAUAUUUUUAUAUGGAAGAUCUCAGGCAGAUUCUAAUACACAAAAAUAAAUUUUUAUUCUCUAAAAAUUUUUUAGUUUUUGAAUUAUCGUUUUGUGUAAAAUAUUUUUGGUAGGAACCUACUGAAUGUAUUUAUUUCUCUUCUUUCAUUACCAUCUUUUUUUUUUAGUUCCAGGUAAGCCCUGUCCAGAUUACCAUAUUUUAUUUGACAAAAACAUGUGACAUGCCUAAAUAAGGUCAUAAUGACAGUCUCUUGUCAAUAAAAUUUGGUUGUCUGGACAACCAAUUCUUUUGUGUGUUGGUUAAUUUGGGAUGGAAUAUUUUUUUAACAGUAUUAUGCAUUAUGACUAAUAAUUAGAGUUACAGUAUUUCAAGGGGUUUUUUUUAUUACCAAUAUUCAUGUGAACUUGCAAUGAGAAGAGAAAUUUUAUGUCAGUAUAGUGUGAUAUAUUUUUAUUAUUUAUCUUAGAGCUUUAUAUAUGUAAUUGCAUUUAUUGUUGCCAAUUUUAUGCAAAUUUGCAAAGUUGAGAAGCUAAAUAACUUAAGUAUUGAUUAGGAAAAUCUGUUAUAUAGACAAAUGCAUUAUAUAGACAGUGCAAGGAAACUACAAUGUCAUAAUUAUAGUGUGCAGUUUUUUAAACAAAAAUCAAUUUUUGUUUACCUGUUGGUUGCUUGUUACGAUGACCUUAUAAACCACAAAAGGAGAAGCAAUAUUACUAUCCUCAUGAAUAUUAAUUAGCUAAUAACAUUUUAUUGGUCAAUUCUACUCGAUAGUAGUUUUUACUUAGACGCAGGGAAGUAGCACUGUACUAGCCAAAAUAGACUACCGCAUAUUAAACUGCUAUGUAAACUGUAUGCAAACUGCAUAAUAUUACCCUCACAGUUCGAAAUGGCUAUUAAUGUACACGAACGGUUUUCCCAAUUUAUUUAUGAGGUCUGGUAAACAAAAACAACUAUCUUGGUAAAGCAGUGAAUUCUAUCUCCCUCGGUGUUAGACGAUUGGAACUACCUCCACUUCAGUGGCAUAUCUAGAAGUUUUAGAAUGGGGAUGCUGAUGAGGGGAGGGGGCGCUAAGUUGAAGUUGGGGUGCGCUAUUUUGAAGUGGGGUGCUUGAUGAUCAGUUGAAGGGCACUAACUCGCAAAAGUAGUUGAUUUUAGUUGAUUUUUAACUACUUGCAAGUGAUUUUUGGUGGGGCAUGCACCCCCGCGCACUCAUAGAUACAUCACUGCUCCACUCCGCUUCUUGUCGGAAGAUAGUCGUGAUCAUCCAACACCUUGGGAAUUAGAAUUUACUGCUUUACCUUAAAAAAUGGUUAAAAUUGUAAACUAUAAAUGUCAUAAAUUAUAUUUAUUGCUGUCCUAAUUGCAAUCAUUAAGUUUAAAUUUUGCUUUAAAAUGGUAUAGUUCCUCAAAACGAAUGUUCAUCAAUAUAAUCAUUACCGCAUUGGUUGAAACGGUUUGUGCUAAAGCACAGACAAUCAAAAACAACGCAAGUAAAUAUUUAAAAUAGUUACGUACCAUUUUCCAAAUGAAUUAUAAAAUUGAUAUUUUAUAUUGUAAAAGUGGCAAAAACAAGCCAAACCAGUCAAUCCUUGCAAAUAAUGUUUUUGAGAAAAGAGCCAAAGCAUGUUGGAUUGAAAAUUUUCAAAAUCUAUUUUGUCGAAAUACAUCAUGCAAUGUUGUUAUUUUUCCCAUUUUCAACGUUAAAUUAACAUUUUUUUAAUGAUUUAAUGAAGGUCGGAAUUUAAAUUAUUCUUUUACCAUUUUAUAAACUUUUAUUUUACUGCUUAACCCUGUAUUAAUAACUAAAAAUCAAUUUGUUUGCGAGGAGUGACAUUUGGCGUGACUGACACAAAUGAUCCUUAAUGAAAAUGGCAUUGUUGGUUUAUUAAUAUUAAUAGUUAAGUAUUACUCUAUGUCACAAAGGUAAUGUAUUACAUUUUAAGCUGUAUUAAUUUUUUAAUUGUUGAUGAGCAAUAAUGCAACAAAACUAUAGUAUUCUUUCAUAAAUGUGUAGGGUUAAGGUAAUACUUGUUUUUGA